UACAAUGGCUGUCGCAUACUUGAAUUCCUGACUAAUGUAGUGGCUAUACCUCUCUAGGAGAUGGUUAUUUUGCGUUAUUAUUAUACUCCAGUAUAGAUUAAAGUUAAAUAUUGCAAUAGUAUCAGUGGUAGAUUAUUUAAGAAGUGGUUCCUGUGUCGACGACGAAUGUUACGAGCUGAAAAUUUUGAACGAAAACAAGCUUUGAAGUUAUUUUAACUAUGUGUGUAGCUCAGGUAAUUGGAAAAUGUGUAAUACCGCGCGCAUUCAGAAAGCGCUUUAGGAAUAAAAUUUAGGGAACCUAGGUAAUGUAGGGUUAGUUUUGAAGCGCUAUUUGCUGUUGGCGUCAGUAAGGGGCGCCCUCUGCAUAAGCCUUUGCUGCAAACGCCCAGGCGAUGCAUUUUAAGGCGUCAGUCGCUGCUCUGGGAGCCGCCGUUUCGGACGUCUCGGAGUGCUACUAAUUCAUCAUGCCAUCGCUGUCGACACCGUUCCCCGCGGACGUGUUGCGUGCGGUGCCAACGCUGGGCGCAAGUGCACCCUGGCGCCUAUCUAUCGCCUUCAUGAAUAUGCCUCCUCCUCAGGAACCCAUCGAUCUCACUCUGGAGGUGAGGCAAUUGAUACAGGAGUUGUUCCGCGACGCGAACUGCGUCACACGGCCGGAGCGCGCCAUGAUUGUCAAGUUCAUCGCUGGCAAUAGGCACAACCCAUGCCCGGCUUACGGCCACCUGGCGUCUAUUAAGUUGUCAUCCCAUCUCCGUAACUUCACACAACUUGACAACACUCUCAUCCAGCUGAUCGAGGAGGAACACUUCGAGAUGAACUUCCUCACAGGCCAAUGGAGACGCGUCAGGAAACACCGCCGCCUGGGGUAGUCGGCUAACGUCAUCUCCCAUAACUUCCCUUUACCCCCAACUUUCCAUCCUAUCUAUCCAUCUAUCUAUCUCGACCCACUUCAAUGACGUUUAAUAUCUAUUAU
This is a messenger RNA of Papilio xuthus (Asian swallowtail), 973 nucleotides long. Its product is annotated as negative elongation factor A-like. Lineage: Eukaryota; Metazoa; Arthropoda; Insecta; Lepidoptera; Papilionidae. The record is from RefSeq and is a predicted model, not a curated record. The coding region runs from base 465 to 869 and encodes 134 amino acids. The transcript has 5 exons.